Molecule: messenger RNA, 633 nt
Organism: Eimeria acervulina
Lineage: Eukaryota; Apicomplexa; Conoidasida; Eucoccidiorida; Eimeriidae
Product: nascent polypeptide-associated complex alpha chain, putative
Exons: 3
Coding region: 1-633 (210 amino acids)
Biological process (GO): protein targeting to membrane
Cellular component (GO): cytoplasm; nascent polypeptide-associated complex
Source: RefSeq, a predicted model, not a curated record
AUGACGCACAAGAAGGCAGAAGAUCGCGAGCCUUUGAGCUCCUCUUCCUCUGACAGCGGAUCUGAUGAUGAACAACAGGGAGAAGAAACCCAAAAAGAAGAACAACAAGCAGGAGAUGGUUCUCAAGGAUCUUCUCGUUAUCGUCAAUCAAGAAAUGAAAGAAAAGCUAGAAAAGCGGUGAUGAAACUCGGCAUGAAACCCAUGCCAGAUAUUGUCAAGGUCGUCAUCCGCAAGGCGAAACAGGCUUGGUUCGUCGUCUCUAAGCCUGAUGUCUACAAAAGCAUGAAUGGUGAUACAUACGUUAUUUUCGGCCAGGCAGAGAGUAUGACUCCGCAAGCACACGCAGAAGCAGCACAGCGGUUUACACAGGGUGUGAUGGGAUAUGGAGGUCAGGAUGCAGCAGCAGCAGCAGCAGCAGCAGCAGCAGCAGCAGCAGGGAAGACCGAUGACAAGACAGCAGCAGCAACAUCAGGAACAGCAGCAGCAGACGAAGAAGUAGAUAUGACGGGAGUGAAUCCAAAGGAUGUUGAUUUAAUUGUUUCUCAGAUUAGUUGCAGCAAAGGUGAAGCUGUUGCAGCACUAAAGAGAAAUAAUAACGACUUAGUAGAAGCUAUCUUAGAGCUAGCGGCAUAG